Molecule: messenger RNA, 1433 nt
Organism: Mauremys mutica (yellowpond turtle)
Lineage: Eukaryota; Metazoa; Chordata; Testudines; Geoemydidae
Product: actin-related protein T2-like
Exons: 1
Coding region: 234-1370 (378 amino acids)
Source: RefSeq, a predicted model, not a curated record
CAGGACGAAGCACUGGAAAUGCCUUGCUUGCCACCACAUGAGUGGGGAUAAAAAUCCUGAAUCCCGGUCAAAGUUAGGAGCAUCAGUCCUAGACUUUGUAGACUAGCAGAGCUUGUCAUCUUGUAAAACUGCGAAGAUACGGUUGGAAGAUACAUCCUUAAACCUUCACAACUAAGCUUCCCAGAAGCAGCUUUUUCAGAAACUAUUUAAGGUCUAGGGGGGAAGCUGAAGUGAUGUUUAAUCCCCAAACUUUAGAUAUUCCAGCUGUGAUUUUUGACAAUGGAUCAGGGCUAUGUAAAGCUGGCCUGUCAGGAGAAAUUGGUCCAAAACACAUCAUUCCUACAGUUAUUGGCUGCCCCAAAACAAAUCUGUCGUUGUCAGGGGCAGCUCAGAAGGACUGCCAUGUGGGAGAAGCAGCCCAGCACAAACAGGAUGUGUUGUCUUUGAAGUAUCCCAUUGAACAUGGUACAGUUACAUCUUGCGAUGACAUGGAGAAGAUCUGGAAGCAUAUCUAUGAGCAUGAACUGGGACUGAAAGCCUUUGAGAGGCCUGUGCUAAUGACUGAGAUGUCUUUGAACCCAGUGGAGAAUCGAAAAAAACUGACUCAGCUGAUGUUUGAGCGGUUUAAGGUGCCUGCUUUCUACCUCUCUGUCCAAGCCAUAUUGUCCCUCUAUGCCUCAGCACGCAUCACAGGACUGGUCAUAGACAGUGGAUUUGGUGUUACCCAGACGGUACCAGUCUACGAAGGGUACCACUUACCCCAUGCUGUCUCCAGGCUGGAUGUUGCAGGCAGAGAGAUCACAGAACUCCUCGCGAAGCUCCUGGUGGAAAGUGGGCAACACUUUGAGAGCCUGGCGAAGAAGAAGAGUAUCAUAGAGGACAUCAAGGAGAAGUUGUGCUACGUGGCUUCAGAUCCACACAAAGAAUUAGCCAAGAGGCCAGAGGAGGUCCUGAAAGAAUAUAAACUGCCCGAUGGGACUCUAGUCAGUAUUGGCAGCCCACUCUUUCAAGCACCAGAGAUCCUCUUUGCGCCAGGUAGCACUGGUGACGAUGCACCAGGCCUUCUUAGGAUGAUCGCUCACAGUGUUUCAAAGUGUGACGUCAAUAUUCACAACACUCUCUAUGGGAACAUGGUGAUGUCGGGUGGUUCGUCCCUCUUUCAUGGGCUGGAUGAGAGGAUUUUUAAGGGACUAGAACACCAGGUCCCCAAAGGGGUUCCUAUAAAGAUCAUAGCACCCUCAGACAGGUGGUUUUCUGCAUGGGUCGGGGCUUCUGUAAUUACUUCCUUGACCAGCUUCAAGCCAAUGUGGAUCACUGCAGCUGAUUACAAGGAUUUUGGACCAAACAUUGUCCAAAGAAGAUGUUUUUAAGAGGACUUAGGUAAAUCUAGCCAGCAUCCAUUCAGGACAGGGGCAGUUCUUGCAUUUGCUAGU